Molecule: messenger RNA, 3457 nt
Organism: Monopterus albus (swamp eel)
Lineage: Eukaryota; Metazoa; Chordata; Actinopteri; Synbranchiformes; Synbranchidae
Gene: foxo4
Product: forkhead box O4
Biological process (GO): regulation of transcription by RNA polymerase II
Cellular component (GO): nucleus
Molecular function (GO): RNA polymerase II cis-regulatory region sequence-specific DNA binding; DNA-binding transcription factor activity, RNA polymerase II-specific
Source: RefSeq, a predicted model, not a curated record
UUAAAGGUAGAUGUUUUAAGUGCUACCCAUCUUUGUAGUCAAGUGGAAGUUAAGAGGACCGCCAUGGAGGAGUCAUCGGUGCCCUCGAUUGACCCAGAUUUUGAGCCGCAGAGCAGACAGCCCGAGCCGCAGCAAAUCACGUCUGAGCCCGAGAAGUCUGCGGCUGCAGCCGAGGGCGGGCUCGUGACCGGCGUGGGUGGAGCCGGCGCGACUCCACGAAAAGGGUCAUCCCGACGCAACGCGUGGGGGAGCCAGAGUUACGCAGACCUGAUCAGCCAGGCCAUCGAGAACUCGCCCGAGAAGAGGCUGACCCUGGCACAGAUCUACGAGUGGAUGGUGAAGACAGUGCCUUACUUCAGGGACAAAGGGGACAGCAACAGCUCCGCUGGCUGGAAGAAUUCAAUCCGACACAAUUUAUCACUCCACAACAAGUUCUUGAGGGUACACAAUGAAUCAACAGGUAAAAGCUCCUGGUGGAUGCUCAAUCCAGAAGGAGGGAAGACUGGGAAAGCUCCUCGCCGCCGGGCCACGUCCAUGGACAACAGCAGCAAACUGCUGAAGAGUCGCAUGAGGGCCAAGCAGACGAAGAAGCAGGCAGGAGCGGCCAGCCUGGGGGCCGCUGGUGGGGCAAUGCAGGGUGACGGCAGCACGGGCUCAGCUGGUGCAGACAGCCCUAACUCGUCCCAGCAGUUUCCCAAAUGGGGUGUCAACAGCAGUAGCCCCUCGUCCCGUGGCAGCAUGGACGACUCUGACAUGUGGACCGCCUUUCGCCCACGCACAAGCUCUAAUGCCAGCACUGUGAGUGGACGUCUGUCCCCCAUUGCUCCUGGACAGGAGGACGAUGACAACCUGCCCGAGGAUGGACUGCUGGGACGGUACACUUCCAGCAGCUUGACCCCCACCCUCACCGAGACCCUCAUGGAGGAGCUGGAUCUAAUCGAUGGUCUGACAUUGAUGACUGGGCCGCAGGGAGGGACCAGUCCCAGCACAGCUCCACCAGCACCUCUCACUCCACUGCCCUCUGCAUCCACCCUGCUGUCUCGUGGCUCCAGCCUCCCCUCCUUCCAUCAGCUGCAACCAUGCAGCCUCCCGCCGGCGACCCAGGCCUCCGUCUCUCAGUGCGGGCCAAGCAGCAAAGAGGUGUCAACCUUCAGCAACUCCCUCUUCAACCCCAUGUCCAGUUCUGGCUCUCGUGGGAUUGGCCACUACAAUGCCCACGUGCCCUCCAGCCUGGAGGUGCUGCUCACCUCUGACUCCCCUCCUCCCAGUGAUGUCAUGAUGACCCAGAUGGACCCCCCGAUGCCUAGUCCUGGAGGAGUGGGCCUGAUGGGUUUGGGCACAUCUGUGGCCUGGAGCCAAACACAGCGGCCCCAAUGGCGCCACCACCAGCAGCAACAACAGCCACAAUCACAGCGCCAGCAUCAGAUGGAGCUGGGGUUGAUCCUCUCAGGAAUGUCUCAAGACCCGUCACAGCUCUCUGCUCUCAAAGCCCAGCAUGCCACGGUGCCAGCUUUGGGCUCUCACCAAGGAGGGCCCAUCGCUUCAACCAGUCCCACCACGGGCCUGCAGGGGAUGGGUCAGUUUGGGGCUCCGUCCUGCUUCCCCACUGGUCAGGACCGACUGCCCACAGACUUGGACAUAGAGAUGUUCACUGAAAACCUGGAUUGCGACAUGGACUACAUCAUCAAAAGUGACCUCAUGGACGGAGACGUCGAUUUCAACUUUGACCCCAUACUGCCUGGGGGCCAAGGCUAUGCAGCCCCGACCACAAGUCAAGGCUCCUCUCACAACUGGGUCCCCAGUUAAUUCCUCAGCUGACCACACAGCGUUAGCCAGGAACUGAUCUCCACUCACGAUAACCUCACAAUACGCCAAACCCACUGGUGCGGUCCUCCUCCCUGCUGGCUGAACAUCAUAUUUACAAGCACAACAUUUCUCUCGGACUUUAAAGACAAACCCAGACCUCACCCAUGUCAUGUGCCAAGACAUGCAGAGGACAGGGAGGGGAUUCAGACUACUAUGCACAAUUUUUCUCCCUUUACAAAAACACUUAGAAUGAUUUGGUUGCCAGCCAUUUUGUCUUUUUAAUCCCAGCUGGUGAUUUUUAAAGAUGUGUUAAAAGACACAUCCUUAACUCCGUUCUGCUGGGGGUUGAUAUUUCGACGAUGUCACAUCAGAACAGCUUUAGCAUGGAGACGGUACCCCGAGAUCUCGAUGGUCUUGGAGCCUCAGUGGACUGUGUGUGUUUUUUUAGUGAAAUGGCCAGUUUACCAUGGACAUGUGCCCAGCAGGACACGGUUGCCUCCGGUGCACCAUCCCCAGGAGAAAAAGAUUCAUCAAUAGGGGUCAGUAGGAACUUUGUGUAGACGAUAAUGACUGGAUGAGCGGAGGUGUAAAAUGUUUGAUUCAGCAUUGGUUGCACAACUCGCCUACGUCUGAACUAUGUGUACGAAUAAAUUUCUCACUUUAGAGAAAAAAGGUAAAGAUGAUGAAUCCUUUCCCCAGUUGUAUUCAGUGAUCCAGCAGUCAAGGGGGUAGGAAUUUGCAUUUUGGCAUUUUUUUAACUUCAGUCCAGUGGGUUAAGGUAGAUGUCAGUUGGCGGUGUUUUAUUUGUUUUCUUAGUCCCUGACGUGCAGUUAAACUAACAAAAUGAAGAAAUGUGAUUUGUGACUUUAUACACAGGGCAUUCAAGGGUAAAUAUAUUUGUUAACAAGUGAUUGGUUGGCCAAGUAUUAUAUUGUCCUAGACAGCAAUAUGCCUCGACUGUCGGAUGGUCUACCUGAUUUUUUUUUUCUUUCUUCCUUUUUUCUCUCAAGCCCAUGUGUAUUCAAAGCACUUAGGUUUCCUGCGACACAGGGACCCCAAACUGAAAGAAUACAUCCACAUGAGGGUUAGAGCAUUUCAUUAAGCGUUUAAAGGAUGAGUCCAGUCAUUGUCUAUAGUAACAGUAUUUUAAACACUCCCCUUACAGAGACUAAAACCAACCAUUUGCCUCUCCUCACGAUUACUGGCGGUCAAUCUGUCGUGCUUAUUCAUCUAUGCCACAGACCUCCACCGUUAUUCAAAAACAGUUAACACAUCAAGGAAACACACCACUGCACGUAGUGACAUAUUUCCUCAUUAUGAAACACAAGGCCCUGAUAUUUUUAAAAAAUUUUGCCCCCAAAGCUUUCGAAUGGACAUAAUUUUUUUUUUUCAGCAUCUGAAGCGAGCAAGAGUCAACUUCACAUGCAUGAGAUCUCUGGAUAUUCUUAACAAAUAUCAAGGUGUUUUUUAAUGAGGAAAUGUCUCACUAAGCGCAGCGGCAUGCUUCCCUGAUGUGCUUUUAAUUGGUUUUGAAUAUCAAUGAAGGUCUAUGGCACAGAUAAAUAAGCUAAUCCAGCACUAACUGACUGGCAAAUAGUAACCAUGAAUAGAGGGAAGUCAUUGCUGGUUUCAGUCUCUGUAUGGGGAGUGU